GUAAGGACACUCUCACUUGUUUGUUAUUCAGCGACAAAGCUGAUCCUCCUCUCGCACCCGAUUUAAUAUUCCGUGUUUGACUAUGUUGGGGCUAUUAAUAGGGUUAUUGGCAGUAGUAAUAAUCUUGCUUUAUUUAUUCGGGACGCGAACUUUUAGCUACUGGGCAAAGCGCGGAGUCAAGCACGAUGUUCCAGUUCCGUUCUUUGGCAACGCGAAACGGCAGUUCCUCCAGGAGAUAUCUUUCGCUGACAUUUACGCUGAGACGUACCGGAAGUAUCCCAAUGAAAGAUUUGUCGGAUACUACCUUACGACUACUCCGUUGUUGGUUCUCAGGGAUCCCGAAUUGGCUAAACAUGUUUUAGUAUCUGAUUUCAACUACUUCUCCUCCAGAAACGUGUUUCCGCUUGACAAACAUCCUGAACCACUUCUGAAAAAUCUGAUUAUGUGUGAAGGCGACCUUUGGAAAUUUUUGAGGCAAAGGAUGACUCCCGCGUUCACGACCGGCAAGGUGAAGGCGAUGUUUCCCCUGAUCGUGGCGCGCGCCGAGAAGCUGCAGCGAGUGGCGGGGGACGCGGCGGCGAGCGGCGCCGAGGUGGACGUGCGCGACCUCAUGGCGCGCUACACCACCGACUUCAUCGGCGCCUGCGGCUUCGGCAUCGACACCGACACGCUCAGCGACAAGAACAACAUGUUCAGAAAGUUAGGUCAACGCAUAUUUAGACAAGAACUGAGAGAUAUGAUCGUAGCGAUUAUUAAAUAUAAUGUGCCAAAAUUGAUGACCAGAUUUCACUUUUUGGCUCCAGAAAUCGAGAAAACUAUGACGAAAUUAGUAAAAACUAUAAUGAAAGAACGGGAUUAUAAAAACUCUGGCAGGAAUGAUUUCAUCGACUCACUUUUAGAUUUAAAAGAGCAAGGGAAAAUGAUAGGCGAAUCCCUAAUGCGAAAGAAAGCUGAUGGAACUCCUUGUAUGGUUGAAAUGGAGAUGGACGAUGAACUCUUGGUGGCUCAAGUGUUCAUGUUUUUCGCGGCCGGGUUCGAGACGUCGUCUGCAGUGACCAGCUACGCGCUGCACGAGCUGGCGCACCAUCCCGACCACCAGAGGAGGUGUCAGGAAGAGAUUGACUCGGUACUCGCGCGCCAUGAUAACAAAGUGUCUUACGAGGCCCUCAAGGAGAUGAAGUUUUUGCAUAUGUGCUUCAGUGAGGCGAUGAGGAUUUUCCCCUCCAUCGGGUUUCUGCAGCGCAUGUGCGUGAAACCGUACACCAUCCCGGGUACGGACAUUACUGUCGACCCCGGGGUCAACGUCAUCGUCCCGGUCAAGGCCCUACACCUGGACCCGCAAUACUUCCCGGAUCCGGAGGAGUUCCGGCCGGAACGGUUCCACCCGGACAAUGUCUCCGCCAUCAACAAGUAUACAUAUCUACCGUUCGGAACCGGACCGAGAGCUUGUAUUGGUGAGCGUCUUGGCUACAUGCAGUCCCUGGCCGGUCUGGCUGCCCUGCUGAGCCAGUUCUCCGUGGCUCCCAGCAUCAGCACGCUCCGAAAGCCGAUCAUAGACACCAAGGUCUUUGGAAUCCAGAGCGCCAAGGGAGGUCUGCCCCUAACCCUUAUCGCCAGGAAAAAGACUCAGUGAAGGCUUAACUGGAAUCCGUCAAAACUAACGCUGUAUUGAGUUUGUUAAGGCAAAGAAUGAAAGUACCUACUUUUACGUUACAAGUAAAAUCAAAUUAUCGUGGAAUGUUAAUGUUUGUAAUGACAAUUCCAAUCUUUCAUGCCAAAGAUGUACCUAACAGUUACUUGGCUAGGUCUACCGAUACUUUAUUAUUAUUGUACUUUAUUUGAGAGCUCUCAGAUUAUAUUUGAGAUAGGUACUUAUUAGGUAUUAUACGAUUUAUUAAUUGGAUUGGACAUUAGAGAGCUUCGAAGUAUGUUAAAGAAUUGCAUAAUUCCAAGUAUAAAGUAGUUCUGGUAAGUAAGUUUAGUUAUAACUACAGCUUCAAAGCUAUGUAUGUAUAAUAUACCUUUAUCUAAAGUU
Molecule: messenger RNA, 2035 nt
Organism: Leguminivora glycinivorella
Lineage: Eukaryota; Metazoa; Arthropoda; Insecta; Lepidoptera; Tortricidae
Product: cytochrome P450 6a2-like
Exons: 3
Coding region: 83-1633 (516 amino acids)
Molecular function (GO): monooxygenase activity; iron ion binding; oxidoreductase activity, acting on paired donors, with incorporation or reduction of molecular oxygen
Source: RefSeq, a predicted model, not a curated record